CCCUCGUGAGCGCAAAGCGAUUGACAAGCCAGAAUGAAAAUGAGUCGGGCACUUGUGUACCUCUUCAGUGUAAACGGUUCUUUUUGAAGAGACUUUUAAACUUGGAUCAUAUCACCAUGGGAGCUAUUUGUAUUGCACGGGACUUGUGUUUGUUUUUGCUCUUGUUAAAUACUCGUCAAAGCGCUGCGCUUCCUCACAAUCGUGAUGCGGACCAGUGUGCGGAUGGAAGUGAUGGUUGUCAUAUUGACGCAAUUUGCCAAAAUACUCAAGCCUCAUAUAAGUGUACGUGUAAAUCAGGAUUUAAAGGGGACGGUAAACACUGUGAAGACAUCGAUGAAUGCGAUAUUGAGCACAAUGGUGGCUGUGUACAUGAAUGUCACAACAUACCUGGCAAUUAUCGAUGCACUUGCCAUGAUGGAUUCAAUUUAGCGCAUGAUGGACAUAACUGUCUAGAUGUGGACGAAUGUCGCUUCAACAAUGGUGGCUGUCAACACGCGUGUGUCAACACCAUGGGGAGCUAUGAGUGUCGAUGCCAUGAGGGUUUCUUCCUCAGUGACAACCAGCACACCUGCAUACACCGCUCUGUGGAGGGACUGAGCUGUAUGAACAAGGAACAUGGCUGUGCCCACAUCUGCAAGGAGACGCCCAAGGGUGGGGUAGCGUGCGAGUGUCGUCCGGGCUUUGAGCUGGCCAAAAACCAGAGAGGGUGCAUCUUGACUUGUAACCACGGCAACGGGGGUUGCCAGCACACCUGUGAGGACACGGAGCAGGGCCCCAUAUGCAGGUGUCACUCCAGGUACACACUGCACUCCGACGGGAGGUCCUGCAUAGAAAGGGAUGAAGCUUCCAUGGACCCGUCCGAUCACAACGCAACAUCUCUGGCCGAGGUGGACAAGCGGGUGAAGAGACGUCUGCUCAUGGAGACGUGUGCGGUGAACAACGGGGGCUGCGACUGCACCUGCAAGGACACGUCCACCGGGGUUCGCUGCAGCUGCCCCGUGGGCUUUACCCUGCAGCCCGACGGGAAGACGUGCAAAGACAUUAAUGAGUGUGACCUCCACAAUGGUGGAUGUGACCACUUCUGCAGAAACACCAUCGGCAGCUUCGAGUGCAGCUGCCACAAGGGCUUCAAGCUCCUGACGGACGAACGUUCAUGCCAAGAUAUCGACGAGUGUUUCUUUGAGAGGACCUGUGGCCACACGUGUGUCAACUCCCCCGGCAGCUUCCAGUGCAUCUGCAACAAAGGCUACACUCUCUACGGCCUGGCCCAUUGUGGAGACAUAAAUGAGUGCAGCAUGAACAACGGCGGUUGUCAGCACCGCUGUGAGAACACUCUGGGCGGGUUCGAGUGCCACUGCUACCCUGGUUACAAGCUGCACUGGAACAAGAAGGACUGCAUUGAAGCAGAGGGUCUGCCCAUGGUCAAGCCGCCUGCCAAGCCCACGCUGAACUGCGGCAAGCAGGAGGGAGGCGACCGCUGCUUCCUCUCCUGCCAGUCGCAGGUCCACAUCAGCAGCGGAGCUGCGGAUUCCUACACGGUGACCUGUGGAAUGCCUUUGCCCUGCUUCACUGAGGGACAAAGGAACGAGUCGGGGUCGUAUUGCCAAGAUACAUCCCACACCCCAAGGAUCAAAACCACGGCGACCUUCAAGUCUGGCAUGGGAAAGUGCAACCUGAAAAAGAGCCAGGAGAGACUGGAGGAAGGAUUCAAUAACGCUCUCUCAGACAGGAGGUUGCUGAGCACGGAGAACGUGCAGUUCAGUUUUGUGAGUCUGCAUUGCAGCUCGUCCAGCAACAAGCGGCCGCGUACCUCCUCCCAGCAGCACAGCCGCCGGGCCCGAGAGGAGCAGGGCUCCUUUAUCACAGCAGAGUUCGUGCUGGACGUGAACCUGCAGGAGGUAACAGCAGAGGGCUGUGACGUGGCCUGCGCUCGCCGUCGUUCCGAGAAGAGGCUACGCAAGACCAUCCGCACACUGCGCAAGUCCAUCAACCGCGAACAGUUCCACCUGCACUUCGCCGGGUCCGAGUAUGAGAUCGGCAAGAGGGCGUCACGGCCUGUUGAGCUGCAGGAGCACUGUGGCACUGGACAGGUGCUCAGGGACCGCAAGUGUGUGAGCUGUGGUGUUGGCACGUUCUAUGAUGGCGAGCAGGGCAGGUGUGUUCUGUGUGCUGCCGGAACGUACCAAGACGAGGAAGGGCAGGUGUCCUGCGAGCCAUGCCCCGGACCGGAGGGGAGGGCCACCUCUAGAAACGUGGGGGCUCGGAGCCUCUCGGAGUGUGGUGGUCAGUGUUCCCCUGGACAGUACUCCCAUGACGGCUUCCUGCCGUGCUACCCCUGCCCGCUGGGCACCUACCAGCCUGAGGUGGGACGCACCUUCUGCUUCCCCUGCGGAGGAAACCUCAUCACCAAACACAGCGGAGCCGCCUCCUUCCAGAGCUGCGAGACCCGGGUCCAGUGUUCCCCUGGCCACUACUACAACACCAGUACCCACCGCUGCAUCCGCUGCCCCAUGGGCACCUACCAGUCGGACUUUGGCCAGAACUACUGCGUGGCCUGCCCCGGUAGCACCUCCACAGACUUCGAUGGCUCCACCAACAUCAUGCAGUGCAAGAACAGGCAGUGCGGAGGAGAGCUGGGGAAUUAUACAGGCUACAUCGAGUCUCCCAACUACCCGGGGAACUACCCGGCCAACAUCGAGUGCAACUGGACCAUCACCCCGCCCCCCAAGCGCCGCAUCCUCAUUGUGGUGCCCGAGAUCUUCCUCCCCAUCGAGGACGAGUGCGGAGACUACCUAGUCAUGAGGAAAACACACCUGCCCACCUCCAUAACGACGUACGAGACGUGUCAGACGUACGAGCGGCCCAUCGCCUUCACCUCACGCUCCAAGAAGCUCUGGAUCCAGUUCAAGUCCAAUGAGGGCAACAGUGGGAAGGGAUUCCAGGUCCCCUACGUUACAUAUGAUGAGGAUUACCAGGAGCUGAUUGAAGACAUAGUCAGAGAUGGGAGAUUGUACGCCUCUGAGAAUCACCAGGAAAUUCUUAAGGAUAAAAAGCUGAUGAAGGCCCUGUUUGACGUCCUUGCACAUCCUCAAAACUUCUUCAACUACACCGCUCAGGAAUCCAGAGAAAUGUUCCCCAAAUCCUUCAUCCGCUUCCUGCGCUCAAAGGUCCUGCGUUUCUUACGCCCCUAGGAGAAUACCCUGUUUCCUUUCCACCGUCCCCUCUUUGUUGCAAGCUUCCAAAAACUGUGCUUAAUCACUGUUGCAACUUACCAUACACAUGAACUCAAUCUGACACUGUCCAGUCUAAGGUGUUUGAGAUCAGCUGAAUCUGAGGAUAUCAAGGAACAUAUGAGUCUUGCUUUUUUGCCCCUGACAUCUCAUCUUGUCCAUCCAAAGAGAGUCAAACAACGGAGGAAUCUUCUCAGCAAGGACAUUGAGACUUUAAUUUUUCUCCUUUCAUCCAAUGGAAAACAAGGAGUGGACAGAAUAUGAGUUCACUAGUACUUGUCUCAACCCAGGCAAACACUUACAGGACCCAAGGAUCUGCCUGCAGCACACGAAUAGGAUCCUAAUCCCUAUGGACUUAACCCCCAUUUGUUUAAAAGGGUAACUUUGCGCUCUGUACAGGAUAUAGUAUAUGUGUGUUUGAAUUGUCUGAGUUGUCUGCGUUGACAGGUUUUGUUUUGUGGAAGAGUCCAGCAAAUGUACUUUUAUGUAUUCUCUGGCUCUCAACGAGGAAUCCUUUUCAAAGAAAAUAUGACUUGUCAUUCAAAGGGAAGUUCCUGCUCUGGGAUACUGUAUCUGUUUGUGGCGAGAAUGGCGUACGCCUGUAGAACUGAUAGGCGACGGAUUAAACCUGCAGUUUGGAGUUGAAUCACUGUUGCUUAUACAAAUGACAAAAGUAUAUAUGAAAUAUAUGUUUAAUGCAGCGUUUUCUAUGUAUCGGAUCACUAUAAGGGAGAUAGUGACACAGUAAAAAAAAGCAAUUAUUCUUUCGAAUGUUUUGUAUAUUAUGUACAAAAAUGUUAGACCUCGCUCUUGAAUUUGUUUAGGCCCAUGCGUUGUAUAUCAACUAGAUCAUCAUCACAUGUUCAAUCAAUAUUUCUGGUGUUUUGGAUGUCAUAUUACCAGAGGGGUAUUCCAAGAAGCUGGUUCAGUAGUAGUCCAGGACAGGUUAAGUUAACCUUGAGGUAGUGGUAAAUCAUCUAAUACAAGAGUCUUCUCUUAACCCAUUUCAGCCUAAGGCAUCAGCAAAAAAAACGCCUGCUGAAUCCCUUAGCCCUUUUUGGGAAAAGGUGCCCUCUGCCUUUUAAAACCUAAAUAUCUCAGCCUCCGAAGCACAUACAAAUAUGACAUACAUUGAAUUUAAAAGCUAAGACCCUUAUUUGCAUUAGAAUGUGUUCAUUCAGCUCUAACAUACCCACAUUUUUAAUGGGGGAAAAAAACUCACAGCCUGAAUGCAGCAUUUAUGUCGCUCCAGGCGCCAAAGGUCAAACAAUGUAUACGCAGCAUCAGGCUAAAAUGGGUUAACUAAAUAAUGCCAGCAGGCUAUUUUCAGAAUUCGCACGUCCUUUAAGUUAACUCAGACAGGUUUAUCACUUAACCAUGUUCUUGGAAUACCCCUCAAUGCUGUACUCUUUCUGUCAUUGUCAGAGUUGAUACACUUGUGCCAACCAGUAAUAAGACACUUUUCAAACUCAUCAUAGGUGAUAUUCCUGCAAGUAAUAUCAGAACUUUGUAUUCAACAAGUGAGAUUAUCCAUGAGGUUGGUAGAGUAGGGAAUUUCUUGUCAUGUAUUAGAAAGUAAAUUAAUAUCUAUAUUUUUAUGUUUUAUACACUUUAACAUGUAAAUAAAUCAAGUAAUCAAACAUUGUGCUUUUGUAAGAGCAAAUGCUUG
This is a messenger RNA of Engraulis encrasicolus (European anchovy), 4899 nucleotides long. RefSeq names its product signal peptide, CUB domain, EGF-like 2 (gene scube2). Gene Ontology annotation, cellular component: cell surface. Gene Ontology annotation, molecular function: calcium ion binding. The record is from RefSeq and is a predicted model, not a curated record. The coding region runs from base 117 to 3191 and encodes 1024 amino acids. The transcript is spliced from 23 exons. Lineage: Eukaryota; Metazoa; Chordata; Actinopteri; Clupeiformes; Engraulidae. Gene Ontology annotation, biological process: signal transduction.